Molecule: messenger RNA, 1703 nt
Organism: Leptidea sinapis
Lineage: Eukaryota; Metazoa; Arthropoda; Insecta; Lepidoptera; Pieridae
Gene: betaggt-II
Product: geranylgeranyl transferase type-2 subunit beta
Exons: 6
Coding region: 183-1181 (332 amino acids)
Biological process (GO): protein geranylgeranylation
Cellular component (GO): Rab-protein geranylgeranyltransferase complex
Molecular function (GO): Rab geranylgeranyltransferase activity
Source: RefSeq, a predicted model, not a curated record
GUAGAUUUUGCUGUUUAAUUUUUUAUGUAAAUAAUAAUUACUAUGUACAUACCUACUUACUAUGUUCAUUUUUCAUAGUUUAAUCUUUAUAAUUUAAAGUAUAUUUUAAGCUAAGCACAUAUAAACAUUUCGACAAAUUAUAAUAUCUCAUUUAAUGUAUUAAUAUAAUUUAGUAAAACACGAUGUCGUUCAAAACCAAAGACGUCACCCUCUCUCCAGAUCGCCCAAAAACAUUACUGUUACAAAAACACUCUGAUUACUUAGCAAAUUACGGAACUAAUAAAGAUGAUUACGAAUACUGCAUGAUGGAAUAUUUACGAAUGUCUGGAAUCUAUUGGACCCUUACUGCUAUGGAACUGAUGGGACAAACAAAUAGAAUGCCAAAGGAUGAAAUAAUAGAGUUUAUAACAUCCUGUCAGGACAGUGAGAGUGGUGGUGUGGCAGCAAGCAAUGGACAUGACCCUCAUAUGUUGUACACAUUAAGUGCUGUGCAGGUAUUAACUAUGUAUGAUAGACUAGAUGCAAUAGAUGUGGAAGGAGUUGUCCGCUUUGUAGCAUCUAUGCAGCAAGAGGACGGCAGCUUCUUUGGUGACCAGUGGGGUGAAGUGGACACAAGAUUUACAUUCUGUGCUGUGAUGACAUUGUCUCUGUUGCACCGACUGGAGGCAAUAAAUGUCAACAAGGCAGUGGAUUUUGUACUCAGCUGUAUGAACUUUGACGGUGGCUUUGGAUCGAAACCCGGAUCUGAGAGUCAUGCAGGUCUUAUCUACUGCUGUGUGGGCACGCUAUCAAUAUGUCGGCGCAUGGACGCACUGAAGGGAGAUGAGUUGGCUUGGUGGCUAUGCGAGAGACAGUUGCCCAGUGGUGGACUCAACGGCAGGCCUGAGAAGCUACCGGACUUAUGCUAUUCAUGGUGGGUUAUGUCAUCUCUAACAAUGCUAAACAGAAUACAUUGGGUGGAUAAGGAAACCCUGGAGCAAUUCAUACUAGCCUGCCAAGACUGUGAGACUGGUGGAUUUAGUGAUCGGCCAGGAGAUGUAUCCGACCCAUUCCAUACGCUGUUUGGCUUAGCUGGAUUAUCAUUGCUUGGCAACACUGCCAUAAAACGUGUCAACCCUACUUAUUGUCUACCUCAAGAGACCAUAGACAGGUUGAAAUUGGAACCACAGAUAUUACUUUAGUUUUAAGCAUAGCUUGUACAAUACGAAUGAAUCAAGAUUUUAUUGUUAAAUAAACAUUAUUUAUUAUUUUCAUGUAUAUUAUCUUAAAGAUAUAUAGACACUAUUCGCAAAUAAUUAAUAAUUACUGAACAUAAAAAUUGUCACGGACGAGUAAAAAAGAAGGACUCCGCGCCGUGAUAUUAACAAGUGAAGCACCUUUAUUCUAGUGUGUGUGCGGUUACAGGGGGUACUAGUUACACAAUUUUUUCUCCCUUAAAUAAUUAUAUGGCCACAAAUACUUUUAUAGUAGUGUUUUUACACUUUUUCUUGCGAUUUUAUUGCGAUGCAAUCUGAUCUGUCACAGACGAUGUCAAAUCUCAUAAUGGCGGCCGAUCGGCUUGUAUUAGUGUAAGUGUGUGCGUGGGACUAUGAAUUUACAUGUUUACCGGCUUGUUUUGGUGCUUCACUGUUAUGUAAGGUGACACGGAGUCCUUCUUUUUUUACUCGUCCGUGAAAACUUGUAUUAAAAACACAUUUUUGUCU